UCGACAGGUAACUUGUGGCAGCAGCAGCUCCUCAUCCUCCUCUUCCUCCUCAUCCUCAGCGUCCUGCCUCUGGCGUGUGGAGUUUGUCUCUGUGUGGGUUGUUUCUUUCCUCCGCACGGGAGCUCCACCUGAAAAGCUGUUCCUGAUGUAUAACAUGAUGGAGACCGAACUGAAGCCCCCUGCUCCCCAGACCAACACGGGGGGCCCGGGCAACACCAACACGUCCGGCUCUGGCCCCAACGCGAAGAACAGUCCGGAGCGCGUGAAGAGACCCAUGAACGCGUUCAUGGUGUGGUCCCGAGGCCAGAGGAGGAAGAUGGCCCAGGAGAACCCCAAAAUGCACAACUCGGAGAUAAGCAAGAGGCUGGGCGCAGAGUGGAAACUUCUGUCCGAGAGCGAGAAGAGACCUUUCAUCGACGAAGCCAAGAGGCUGCGGGCCCUGCACAUGAAGGAGCAUCCGGAUUACAAAUACCGGCCCCGGAGGAAAACCAAGACCCUCAUGAAGAAGGACAAGUACACCUUGCCCGGCGGUCUGCUGGCUCCGGGAGGCAACGGGAUGGGGUCUGGGGUCGGGGUGGGCUCGGGUCUGGGCGGUGGCGUGAACCAGCGGAUGGACAGCUACGCGGCGCACAUGAACGGCUGGACCAACGGCGGCUACGGCAUGAUGCAGGACCAGCUGAGCUACCAGCACCCGGGGCUGAACGCGCACAACGCGGGCCAGAUGCAGUCCAUGCACCGCUACGACAUGAGCGCCCUGCAGUACAACACCAUGGCCAGCUCCCAGAGCUACAUGAACGGCUCCCCGACCUACUCCAUGUCCUACUCCCAGCAGUCCACGCCGGGGAUGACCAGCCUGGGCUCCAUGGGGCCCUCCUCGGUGGUGAAGUCCGAGUCCAGCAGCUCCAGCCCGCCCGUCGUCACCUCGUCGUCCCACCGGGCCGCUCCGGGCUGCCAAAGCGGGGACCUGAGGGACAUGAUCAGCAUGUACCUGCCCGGGGCGGAGGUCAGCGAGCAGAACGCCCAGACCCGGCUACACAUGUCCGGGCACUACCAGAGCGCCGUGCCCGGGACGACGAUCAACGGCACGCUGCCGUUAACACACAUGUAAGAGACACAGCCCAGAGAGAAGCGAGAGAGAGUCAGAGAGAGAGAGAGAGAUAAAGAGAGAGAGAGAGAGAGAGAAAUGAACUUUUAUAAGAGAAACUGUGGACUACUUAACGUUGGACUAUUUUUGUACAGAAAAAUUUCGGGGUGGGAAAAAGUUGUAUAGAAGUUCUCCGGGGAAAAAAGGACACACGACUCUUUUUUUUUCUUGCAUUUGAUUGAGAGGAAGCUCCAGAGGAGAUCAUCCCCCUGUUCGCUGGAGGAGGAAGUUUGGAAAGACGAGACAGUGGGAGUCGCAAUCAAAUGUUUUAUUAUUGCAAUCACCUUUUGUACAGUAUUUAUCAAAGACACAUUACAAUCAGAUGAAAUUGUUUGCUAAACUGCAAGAGGUUGCAUUUUUUCCUUUCUGUUUUUUUAUAUAUACAUAUUUAUAUAUAUAUAUAUAUAAAUCAACAGCCGUUCGGCAAGAAAAAUAUGAAACGUGAAAAAUGUCAGAGCUGGAAACACAUGGGAGCGAUCAGUUAUGCUCCUGUAUUACUGAAAAUCAUUGGAAAGAAAAGGGACGAAGCAGGUAACACUGUUUUUUAUUUUUCAUUUAAGGUCAAUGUUACUAAACAUUUUAAUUUCUUUAUAAAAAAAAAAGAUAAGACACUUUUUUCUCUCAUACAGCUUAAAAUCUAGGUUGUUAAUUUAUAUUUCCGUCUCCCACUUUUCAUCUGUUAGAGGUAUGACGCUUGUGCUCUUUAUUUCCUAAUUGAUUUGUACAAUUUCUGUAUAUUUACUGUGAUAUUUUAAGUUUUUAUUUCAAAAUUCAUUCCCGUAGUUGUAUUUUAAAAAUUGUGGCCUGUACGCAGAAGCCAACCACUCCAUGUAUAUAUACCGGAAACUAAUACCAUCCUUAUAACAGUUACACUUUCAGCUGAGUAUAUUUUUUUUUUCA
Molecule: messenger RNA, 2044 nt
Organism: Pleuronectes platessa (European plaice)
Lineage: Eukaryota; Metazoa; Chordata; Actinopteri; Pleuronectiformes; Pleuronectidae
Gene: sox2
Product: SRY-box transcription factor 2
Exons: 1
Coding region: 146-1108 (320 amino acids)
Biological process (GO): regulation of DNA-templated transcription; cell differentiation; anatomical structure morphogenesis
Molecular function (GO): DNA-binding transcription factor activity, RNA polymerase II-specific; RNA polymerase II cis-regulatory region sequence-specific DNA binding
Source: RefSeq, a predicted model, not a curated record